CGCUCGGCGGCACCGUCGGCUUUUACGUCAUCGCGGGCGCGACGCCCCGAGGGACAGUCUGAGGUCCGGCUCGGCGGGGAGGUUCGGUGGCGGGACCGGCCGGGAAAAUGCCAGUGGCGGUGAUGGCGGAAAGUUCCUUUAGUUUCAGAAAGUUGCUGGAUCAGUGCGAGAACCAGGAGCUCGAGGCUCCAGGAGGAAUUGCUACACCCCCAGUGUAUGGUCAGCUUCUAGCUUUAUAUCUACUUUAUAAUGACAUGAAUAAUGCAAGAUAUCUUUGGAAAAGAAUACCACCUGCUAUAAAAUCUGCAAAUUCUGAACUUGGGGGAAUUUGGUCGGUAGGACAAAGAAUCUGGCAGAGAGAUUUCCCCGGGAUCUAUACCACCAUCAGCGCUCACCCGUGGUCUGAGACGGUCCAGCCAAUCAUGGAGGCACUUAGAGAUGCCACCCGGAGGCGAGCCUUCGCCCUGGUCUCUCAGGCAUAUACCUCCAUCAUCGCCGACGAUUUCGCAGCCUUUGUUGGACUUCCCGUGGAAGAGGCUGUGAAAGGUAUCCUAGAACAAGGAUGGCAGGCCGACUCCACCACAAGGAUGGUCAUGCCCAAAAAGCCAGUUGCAGGGGCCCUGGAUGUUUCCUUUAACAGGUUUAUUCCCUUUUCAGAGCCUGCCCCUGUUCCACCUAUCCCCAAUGAACAGCAGUUAGCCAGACUCACCGAUUAUGUGGCUUUCCUCGAAAACUGACUUAUCAUUCUGAGUUCAAGAUCCACCUUCAGCAUCCUGAAUACUGACAGAAAAAUGUAAAAUUUUUAUUUUCAACUUUAUUGGGUGGAUUAAGCACCUCAGCAUUCCUUACUGAGUAUGUGAUAAAAUACGUAUAUAAUAUAAAGUAUAUUAUAUAUAUUUUGUCCUUGAACAUGCUGAAUGGUUGUUGAAACAAUUCUCAUUUUGUAACAUUGGACAGUUUGGAUGGAGCCCGUCAGCGUUAGGCAGUCCGUUUAUACUUCCUAGUGACUCGUAAAAGACAGCUCUCCUGCCUCAUGUAGAACCGUGGUUGUCAGCUGUUUCUUCUGCCCCAGCACACCGCACACUCCCAUCUCUACCACAGGUUGAUAGUUACAGUGAUGCAUCUGGGGUUUGAGGAGGACUGUCCCCAGGGGCAGUAUCUGAAGUGCUGGGGACUCUAAUUCACCCCCUUUGGAGAAUAUGCUCUUUUCCUCUCCCCUCCUGAGAAUCACACAUAUAAAAUGCUGAGACAGAGCUGAGGAACAGAGACCAUCUCCCUAGUAAACCAGCUUGUUAACUUUAGGUUUUUUUCUGAGAGUGUGAGUGCAUCCAUUGCUGGCAGUGGAGGGCUUGCCGUGAACCUGCGACGUAUUAAAGACAUUCAUGAGAAGUACUAAGUUGUCAUAUUUCCUUUCAGAAGAAGGGAAACGUGAGUGUGGGAGGCUCUGUUUGGGGAAGAAGCGAUUAAGUGAUACACUGUGUACCACUGUCCUGCAGCCCCUUGGUUGCUCCUAUUUGGCCAUUGGGUCAAGUUCUGCCCUUUGGAGAAAUACCGAACAAGUCUUUCAUUGUUUGUGUGACAGCCCUCUGAAUAUUUGAAGUUGUUUCUUGUAUCUCCAGGUUAAAACCACCCCCUAGUUCAUUUAUUCUGCAUUUGUUCAAUAAAUAUUUCAUUGAAUUUUUCAACUGUUUUUUCGAAGGUAGUUUCUAGAAGUUUCACUAUCCUGUCUUCCUGUGGAUGUGUUCUAGUUCGU
Messenger RNA from Mesoplodon densirostris (Blainville's beaked whale), 1753 nucleotides. It is a transcript of the gene COPS8, whose product is annotated as COP9 signalosome subunit 8. The record is from RefSeq and is a predicted model, not a curated record. The transcript has 8 exons. NCBI's taxonomy places the organism in Eukaryota, Metazoa, Chordata, Mammalia, Artiodactyla, Ziphiidae. Gene Ontology annotation, biological process: COP9 signalosome assembly; protein deneddylation. Bases 108 to 737 code for a protein of 209 amino acids. Gene Ontology annotation, cellular component: COP9 signalosome.